Molecule: messenger RNA, 810 nt
Organism: Aspergillus wentii DTO 134E9
Lineage: Eukaryota; Fungi; Ascomycota; Eurotiomycetes; Eurotiales; Aspergillaceae
Product: defective in cullin neddylation 1 family protein
Exons: 5
Coding region: 1-810 (269 amino acids)
Biological process (GO): protein neddylation; positive regulation of ubiquitin-protein transferase activity
Cellular component (GO): ubiquitin ligase complex
Molecular function (GO): ubiquitin conjugating enzyme binding; cullin family protein binding; ubiquitin-like protein binding
Source: RefSeq, a predicted model, not a curated record
AUGCCGCCUUAUUCUGGUCCUCAGAAGCAAUUGAUUGCCCAAUUUGUGAAUUUCACACAGGCAAAGGACUCGGUGGCUGCUAAGUUUUUGAAAGCAAACAGAUGGAGCGUGGAAGAGGCUAUCGAUGAAUUUUUCCAGAGUGGUCAAGGGGCUGGGGGAAGCACAAGCAGCAUCGGUAAAGUUUUCGAUAGCUACAGAGAUGACCCCGAAGAAAACCCUGAUGGCAUUGGCAUUGAAGGAGCGAUCAAAUACCUAGGCGAUAUCAAUGUGCAGUUGGACGAGGUGGCAUGUCUUGGAAUCGCAGAGCUCCUCAAAUCACCUUCCAUGGGUGAAUUCACACGGGAAGGAUUUGUCAAUGGCUGGAGAACCAGCGGAUGCGAUACCAUUCAAAAAAUGAUCGACCACGCCCAAGACAUCCGUUCCCGCAUCCCCACACAACCAGACCUCUUCCGCCGAGUCUACCGCUACGCCUUCCCCCUCUGCCGUCUUCAAGGCCAGCGUAAUCUGCAAUUCGAAAUCGCAGCCGAACAAUGGCGCCUCUUCUUCACACCCGACAACGGCGGUGUUCAGUGGAAUACCGCCACGACACCUUGGCUAGACUACUGGAUUGAGUUCCUCGAGGGACGCGGCAAAAGACCCGUCAACAAGGAUCUCUGGGAGCAGGUCGAGGUGUUUAUGCGCAAGACGCAGGAGGACGAGGAAUUUUCCUGGUGGAGUGCGGAUGGGGCGUGGCCGGGAGCGCUGGAUGAUUUCGUCGGAUGGGUGCAGGAAAAGAGAGGCAAGAACCCGGAGGCUAUGGAGGUUGAAUAA